This is a messenger RNA of Gadus morhua (Atlantic cod), 708 nucleotides long. RefSeq names its product N-acetyltransferase 8-like. Bases 43 to 708 code for a protein of 221 amino acids. Lineage: Eukaryota; Metazoa; Chordata; Actinopteri; Gadiformes; Gadidae. Gene Ontology annotation, molecular function: N-acetyltransferase activity. The transcript has a single exon. The record is from RefSeq and is a predicted model, not a curated record.
AUUGGGCUUUCUUUGACUGUCAUUUCCUUCCCUCUCGUAGACAUGGAGUGGACCAUUCGUAGGUAUAAGGACCCUGACAAGGAGACAGUCCUGUCCCUGUACUCCCAAGUCACACAUGAGCACAUCUGGCCAAGUUUUAAGGAGGCUAUGAGCAGCCCGCUCUACCUGUGCUUCUCCCUGGGUCUGGGCAUCACUGGCUACCUCCUGGCCUCUGGUUUAGGAGCCCUUGUGCUUGUGUCUGGCUGGGCGGGCCUAGUCUACUACUGCUCCCAUAAAUUGUAUGCUGACUAUGCAAAGGACAGCCUCAAGACGGACAUGCAGGACAUACAGGCGAGCUACAUGGCCCAGCCAGACGACUGCUUCUGGGUGGCAGAGACUGUUGCCACAGGGAAGGUGGCGGGUAUGGUGGCUGUGGUGGCAAAGACGAACGGUACAAUGAGGUACAGUGAAUUGUUCAGAAUGAUAGUUUCACCUGCGACACGCCAAAAGGGCCUUGGAUCCAGAAUGGUUCAGACAGUUCUGGACUUCUGCAAGCAGCGUGGGAUGUCCAAGGUUACCCUAGUGACCUCUGCCAGUCAAACGGCUGCCAUUGCCCUGUACCGGAAAAUGGGGUUUAAACUCGUCCUCUCACAUACUAAGACACAUCUGCCUGAUUGGAUGAUGAAGAUAAAUAGAGCUACGUAUAUCGUGAUGGAAAAAAAUAUAUAG